Molecule: messenger RNA, 285 nt
Organism: Necator americanus (New World hookworm)
Lineage: Eukaryota; Metazoa; Nematoda; Chromadorea; Rhabditida; Ancylostomatidae
Exons: 3
Coding region: 1-285 (94 amino acids)
Source: RefSeq, a predicted model, not a curated record
AUGGGUAGUGACUGCAGGGUUCUUUUGCCUAAGGCCGCUAUCGAUUCGGUGGCAAAGCUGGCCGACAACGGCGGACUUCCUCCUCCUAGGAGUCGUUUCGUGUGCUCAUUGAAACUCACGCGAGACACGACACGGAUAUGGAGCAGCGUCAAAUGGGUUAACUCUGGACAACACACCUCGUCGAAAAUACACACAAUCGCGUCAGGCACUGAAAUCAACCCGCUGGUUAGGCCUAGUAGCGCAUAUGACGAUUGCAAACUACUUCUGGCGAUAGAUGUGGAUUAG